UCGCUGUCUCCUCUCUCUGCACCGCCGCUGUUGAGCUCUCGAUAGUCCGGCGUGUCGCGUUUGCUACCGCCUCACCGCUGGCCCCCCGUUCGACAACGAUGCCCCCAAAAACGAAGAAGCGAUCAUCUGUAGCAGCAGGGCUGGCGCCUGCUGCUGACAGGAAGGCUGGAGACAGCAGCUGCAGCAGCAGAGCAACAAAACAAGGACGGCGAUUGAAAGCUGAAGGAGGAAGUGCUGGCGCGGAGGCUGGUGGAUCAACCCUUGUGUCGUGUGGGGACGAGCUGGUGCGAAUAUCGCGCCGCCUUCAUGACAGUCUCAAAGACCGGAAGUGGAAGGGCACCAGCAAGCAGCCGGUGUCAUGCUCGUACAACGUCCUCGAGUACGCCUCAGAGACAAACGAGGCCUACACGCAGCGGUACGGCGGGGGGCGGCCAUUCGGAAGGGCGUUCGUUGUGGGCAUGAACCCGGGGCCAUGGGGUAUGGUGCAAACGGGAGUCCCGUUCGGCGAAGUCGGAUUUGUUCGGGACUGGCUGAAGGUACAAGGGGCAGUCGGUCGGCCGAGCAAGGAACACACCAAACGACCGGUGCAUGGCUUCGACUGCCAGCGCAGCGAGGUCAGCGGGACCCGUCUAUGGGGCUUUUUCGAACGGAGAUUCGGAACGGCGGACGCGUGGGGAGACAAAAUGUUCGUGUACAACUUCUGCCCUCUGACUUUCAUGAGCUCUUCGGGCGGCAACAUCACCCCGGACAAGCUGACGCCCGCAGAGCGAGAAGUCAUCGACGAGGCUUGCGGCGAAGCCCUUGCGGAGAUGAUCUCGGCGCUGAAACCGUCCGUGGUCGUCGCCGUCGGCAACUUCGCGGGGUCCAAGUGCCAUGAGGCGGUGAAGGCGUCAGGGCUCAACGCCGCAGGAAAGGGCGAGGUUGAGGUUGUCGUGGUGAACCACCCGAGCCCCGCUAGCCCCACGGGGGUUAAGUGGGAGAAGGCGACGUGCUUGAACGAGCUCGUGCUCAACAGCAGCAAGAGCAAGGAGAUAGACAGGUUCCUCCAGUGA
This is a messenger RNA of Ectocarpus siliculosus, 1052 nucleotides long. Lineage: Eukaryota; Phaeophyceae; Ectocarpales; Ectocarpaceae. The record is from the annotation of a GenBank genome assembly.